Ipomoea nil (Japanese morning glory) is the source of this 925-nucleotide messenger RNA. RefSeq names its product sporamin B-like. Gene Ontology annotation, molecular function: endopeptidase inhibitor activity. The coding region runs from base 73 to 726 and encodes 217 amino acids. Lineage: Eukaryota; Viridiplantae; Streptophyta; Magnoliopsida; Solanales; Convolvulaceae. The transcript has 2 exons. The record is from RefSeq and is a predicted model, not a curated record.
UUGAGACCUCAACACAACACACCCACAAACAUCAUUACCUCUCAUAUCUCUUCUCCCACGUUGUCAUCUAACAUGAAAACCCUCAUAGCACUCUUAUUCGCACUUUCCCUCUACCUCCUUCCCCACCCAACUCGCGCCACGCUCAACCCCAUCCACCGCCUUCGCACCGCCGAUGUACCAAUAGCGUCGUCCGGCGCUCCAGUGGUUGACUCCGACGGUGACGCGCUCCAGGUCGGCGGGGUUUACAACAUAACCUCCAUCACAUGGGGCGCCGGUGCCGGAGAAGUGAAACUCGAGUGGAGAAGUGAAACCAAGUGCCCCAGCGACGUGAUCUCGUGGCUCUACGCCGACCCCGUGGUGAUCACGCCGGCGGACCCCAAAGCCACCGAUGUCAUCGAGUCCACUUUCUUGAGCUUCAAAUUCAACGUCGUCACCAACUUUCUCUGCUCAGGUAACUUGUACUGGGGGGUCCAACACGACAGUGGUACCGGGCAAGAUUUCGUGCGGUCCGACGAGUUUGUCGAGAACCAAAGCGACCGGUUCAAGAUUGAGCGGCUCGAAGCCAUCAUCCCCACUUAUAUAAUCACUUAUUGUCCCUCCGGCACCGACAAAUGCUACUACGUUGGCAGAGAAUAUGACCAGUCCAUUAAGUCUACGCGUUUGGCUCUGAGUGAUUUCCCCUUCGUGCUUUUAUUUAAGAAAACUUCUCUAGCAUCGGCAAAAUAAUGUACGUAGUUAUUACACGCUGCCAUGCCGGCUAGCUAGCUAUGCUAUAAGUAACGUUGCAACUUUUGACAACGUUGUACCCGUCUAAGAAUAAACACGCAACAAAGCCUGGUCUUGCUUGUUGCGUUGUGUUGUGUAAAUCAUAAAGGUCCUGUUUGGUAACACAGUUAGUUUAUAAAUCAAUUUUAAUUUAUUUGCA